Molecule: messenger RNA, 382 nt
Organism: Entrophospora sp. SA101
Lineage: Eukaryota; Fungi; Glomeromycota; Glomeromycetes; Entrophosporales; Entrophosporaceae
Source: the annotation of a GenBank genome assembly
AGAUGAGAGUGAAAAUGAUGCCAACAUUGUUUUCAAGUGUCCCAACCAACGAAGAAUUCGAGAACUGCAGUCAACCUUGGGGCAACUGCUCCGAAUCGGUACCCUGGAGGGCUCUGCAUGGACAGAGAAAACCCCGAAGACGCCGCGUUGUCUGGUAUUCCCGGACGAGCGAUCCGAAAACGAAGACGAAAACCCAUCCCUCAAUGAAUCAUCGUGCAAUAAUCCGCUUAUUGUAGUGGAAAAGAUCAUGAGCGAAUCCGAUUCUUUUCGUGUUGCAACUUCUCUUCACCUUAAGCUCCAAAGCGAAAGUCCUCAAGAUGAUGUUAUUCGUUAUGUGAAAGAAGAUCUUACAUGUUAUAUAAAGGAAAUUAAACGAGGAUAG